Molecule: messenger RNA, 2757 nt
Organism: Hordeum vulgare subsp. vulgare (domesticated barley)
Lineage: Eukaryota; Viridiplantae; Streptophyta; Magnoliopsida; Poales; Poaceae
Exons: 9
Coding region: 1-2448 (815 amino acids)
Source: RefSeq, a predicted model, not a curated record
AUGGUGCUGCUGCAGGGGUGCGGGUCGGGGGGAGGCGGCACGGCGGGCGGGGAGCCGAGGGACGCCGAUUCCCGCUCCCGCCGCUGCUCUCCGUACGCCGCGCUUCCCGGCCACACCACGCCGGCCGCUCCCGGCCGCGGCCGCGGCAGGAAGACGGCGUCAGUGAUGGUGGGGUGCGAAUCUGGGGGAGGACACACGGCGGGCGUUGAGCCGUGGACCGCCGAUUCUCGCUCCCACCGCUGCUCCCCGCGCGCCACCGACCGCUCCGUCCACGCCACGCCGCUCGCUCUCGGGCGCUGCGGCGACAGGAAGAGGGCGCCAGUGAUGGUGCUGUGCGAAUCGGGGGGAGGCGACAAGGCGGGCGUUGAGCCGUGGACCCCCGACUCUCGCUCUCAGCGCUGCUCUCCGUACGCCGCGCUUGCCGGUCGCUCCGUCCACACCACGCUGGUCUCUCUCAGGCACGGCGGCAACAGGAACAGGAAGACGGCGCCAGUGAUGGUGCUGUGCGAAUCGGGGGGAGGCGACAAGGCGGGCGUUGAGCCGUGGACCCCCGACUCUCGCUCUCAGCGCUGUUCUCUAUAUGCCGCGCUUGCCGACCGCUCCGUCCACACCAAGCCGACAGAUCCUGGCCGCGGCGGCGACUGGAGGCUGACGACAUUCAUGGAUGUGGUCGGCAACGGCCGGUGGUCACUCGGUAUGGAGGAUGGAGAUGAGACGCGGGGGUACGAGCACUACACGGUGAAGGUGCGCGGCCACGGCCAGUUCCUGCCCGCGCUGGCCCAUGUGUUCCUGGUCAGGGUGCCCUUGCUGCGGUGCGUGAUCCCGACGACGCUCGUGCAGGGCGGCGCGAUGCUGAUGGUGCUGGCGUGUGCGCGGACCGGGUCCAGGAACUGGGAGGUGGUGAAGGCGGCGCCAUGCUGUCGUGAAGGCGGAGGGGCUCCCGUGGUGGAUGCGCACCACCACCGCUGCGAUACGAGGUCACUCUCACUCGUUCUCCUCCUCAUGAACGCUACAGAGGUUGCAUCACAGGAGCUGCAUGAUCCAGAUACGGGUGUUGACGCUCUUAUCAAUAUAUUUGGAUCCCUUGUGGGUAUGCCACCAAGAGUCCUUGAGGCAGGCAUGAUGCUGAAUUUGUGGUUUAAGCCUCAUGAUAGAAGGAUAGUGGAGGAGAUGAUAUGUGUGCCACAGCAGCCUGCAAUAAAAACUAUGAUCCCUUGUGCAGCAUUUCCAGUAGAAACAAAGGGGCACUUGGGAGUUAGGAAUGUAAAAUGCACUUCUCAAAUAGUGCAGAGCAUAGUAAUGUCAAUUUGUCAAAACAGGUGGUGUAUCAUUGUGUUGGUUAUUAGUCUACUCAUCAGAGGCGCUGCUGCCAAACCAGUUUUGGAGCAUGGAUUGAACACAACGUUAGUUUGCCCGGCAUAUGUUCACCAAUUCAAAAGCCCUUUAAAAACUAAUUGGCUGGGGGAACAGUAUGAUGACUGGUUCUAUAUGCAAGAAAGAAAUGUUAAUGAAGAACCGAGCAUGAUAUGUACAAAAUUAAGUGGUGCUAGACUGUUUGCUUCACUUGCAGGAGCAAUAUUGUCAUUCAUUGCAAAUCUCGGGCCUCUGAAUGUUAUUAGGAAGAUUGGAGAGGUUUCUGAACCUAACAGGAAGCUAUAUGGCUUUUCCUCCAUUUGUUUGGCAUCGUCAUAUUCUUCUUGGGUAGCAUAUCUGUUAAUUCAGAAAUGCAAAAAAAUAAUCAGUAUUGCCUUAGCAGCGUCUGCCACUUUUAUCCAUACAGGCUACUGGUUGUUCUUUUUGCAACCUUCGAGAAGAAUAUCCAUUGCCAUUUUCACUGGGAGCACAUUUUCAUCUGUUAGUAUUUGGGCUUUCGGAGGGAUAGCAGAUGGGGCUUUGAGUAUGGUAGCUGGAGGAUCUAUUGGCAUAUUUGGUACAUCGAUGGGCCAUCUUAUUCGAGUAGCCCUUGCGCCAAAAUGGUACUGCCCCAUUGCGUUGUCUGUUGCUGCAAUAGGUGGUAUUGGAAACGGUUCAUUUCUCUAUAAAACUGAUUGGUCCAUUAUGUGGUAUAAGAUUGGCUUGUCAAUAGCUUGCGUAACACGGGUCUAUGAUUUUAUUUUCCAGAUUUACUACCUAUGUGCAGGAAAACGGAAAGUACCUAUAGGAACAAAUGAUUUGGCUGAAAACCUACUACCCCAUGAGUGUGAAGGAACAGAGCAUAACAGGAAAGAUGAGAUGAAUGUUUCUUCGGAAUCAGGGUUAAAUCCAACAGACAAAACUAAUGGACCUGAGAGUGCCAAUAAAGAAGAAAAUGGAAGCUGGAUAUCUAAGAUGCUCGAACUCAUUGUAAAACUAAUGCCUACAGCGGCAAACCCUCACAAGAAACAGAAGACUGACACUGCAGCAGUCGAAGAUAACAUGGACACGCCAGCUGCAGGGGAAGGAAAUUGAAGCUUGAGAAGAGAAGGCCAAUGAUGUUGAUCCUGAUGAAAUACCAAAUCCACAGCGGCGAAAGGUAAUUAACGCAAAGGAAGUAAUGCGACACAGAGGCUGUAAUGUGUCUGCUCCCACAGAAUCACGGAUGCAAGUGUAGACUGUCGAUGACGGUUGUCGGUUAAUACUCCGGAUACAGUUGCUUUUUGAAUAAAUUUUUGUAGAGACCAUUUCAAAUUUGGUAUAGAAGAACUUGUUCCCUACAAGUAGCCAUUCAUAUUCUGUGACUCUACACAACGACAUCAUUAAUUAAUUACUGCCUAUCUA